AAAAGGUAAUUGAAACCAACCAAAAGCUCCUUUUUCCAUUAUUCUAAAGGUAGAUUCAAUUAUUGCUGACUUAAACAUUGGAGUGUCUACCCUGAGGAUCCACCUCGAGGCUUUGCAGGUUCAUCCAGAGUGAAGAGGUGGACUGAAGAAGGAUCUCUAGUUUGGUGCAAUUACAUUAGCGCUGUCUAUGGGAAUCUGAACUAAAAGCUCCUUUGUUGCUUUCUCAUCAUGGUCAACACUCGAUUUAUUUGAGUUGGAAAUUAGGCUUAACCUCUUGGACAAGGUCAAGGUCAAUAUCCCAACAACCUCCCACCUCAGAUCCCAAGCUUAUUCCCUCUUGUUGAACAUGUAGAAGGAGGAGAUGAAAACCAACCUCACAACUCAGCCCACAAUUCAGCUUCCACUCUUAAUCGAGGAGAUGUAGUCACAGCUCAACUUGUUGCCAUGCAACAGCAAUUCGGUGUCUUUCAGUUGGUUUUGGCUCAGCUCUUAACUCGAAAUAAUCCUGGUGAUCCCCUCAUCAAUCUACUCAGCCCUACUCAACAACCCUCAGUUCAACAACAAGAUCCUCAACUUGAAACAUAUGAUGGAAUGAAGGAUCUGGAUGAUCACCUCCAUGCCUUCUACUCCUGUAUGCAAGCUCAAAACGCUUCUUAUGAGUUGAUGUGCAAAAUGUUUCCCUCCGCUUUCCGUGGUAACGCCCAAACCUGGUACUAUAGUUUGCCUCCAAGAUCUAUUAGCUCUUAUACAGAAAUGACAUCUACUUUUGCUACAAAGUUUUCUAGUAGAAGAUUGAUUAGGAAAACCACUUCUGAACUUAUGCGAGUUAAACAGAGGGACAGAGAAUCUUUGAAGAACUACAUGAGUAGGUUCAAUGAUGUAGUUCUCGAAGUCAGCUCAUUCAACCAAGCCGUAGGAAUUGCAACUGUAAUUCCAGGUCUCCAACAUGAGAGAUUCAGAGAUAGCUUAAUUAAGCAUCCUGCUACUACUUUUAAUGAGGUUAAUGACAGAUCCUUGAAAUUCAAAACUACUGAAGAAUAUGCUUUAUCACAGAAACCAGUUCUCCCCAAGAAUCAAAACCCAGAUUGGAGAAAUGAGGGACUCGACCCAGCUUUGUUGCAAAAGUACGAUGGCCCCAUAUAUGGAUUCAAUAACCAACAUGUUCAAGUCGAAAGAGCUCUUACUCUCAAUGUUGCUUUUGGAAGUGGUCGAACUUAUGUUACCCCUUCAGUUCAGUUUCUAGUUGUCAAAAUGGCAUCCUUCUUCAAUGCUGUUAUCGGACGACCUACAUUAACUAAGAUCCGAGUUGUGGUCUCUCAAUCUCACCUCUGCAUGAAGUUCCCAACCCCCAUAGGGAUAACAACACUACGAGCACAAGCUCAGCACCAAUCCAUUGAAGAAACUAGUAGCCCAGAAGUGACAUCUCUUUGGGGGGAGAGGCUUCAGGUUAUAAAGGAAGAAGUAGAGAAACUCUUACAAGCUGGCUUCGUCAGGAGAGUUGAUUACUGUGAAUGGGUGGCUAACCUAGUGUUGGUCAAGAAGGCAAAUGGUAAAUGGCGAAUGUGCAUCGAUUACACAAAUCUCAACCAGGCUUGUCCCAAAGACUGUUAUCCGAUGCCAAGCAUUGACAAACUGGUUGAAGUGGCUUAUGGAAAUGAGAGAUUAAGUCUCUUAGAUGCAUAUUCUGGCUACCAUCAGUGCCAAUGGCUCCGAAGGAUGAGGAGAAAACCUCGUUUAAUGCAGAUUAUGAGAUCAGUAGUGCAGAAGGAUGAAUCUGGCAAACAAAAGAAGUUUGAAUGGAACCGAGAAUGCGAAGCUGUAUUCAAUGAGUUGAAGUCUUAUCUUAGCUCACCCCCUUUGUUGACAAAGGCUAUAGAUGGAGAAAUCCUCUAUUUGUACCUCGAACUGAGGUACCCCAUUGCUGAGAAAGCAGCGUUAGCAGUUGUCACUUCGGCCAGAAAGCUGAGGCCAUAUUUCCAAUCACACCCAAUCAUAGUCUUCACAGACCAACCUCUUCGAGAAAUCCUUCAAAAGCCAGAGUGCUCGGGAAGGUUAAUUAAAUGGGCAGUAGAACGAGGGGAAUUCGAGAUAACAUUUCAACAGAGCAAGGACUCAAGAGCUGGUGCAUUCAUAGUUGGCCCAAAUGGAUAUCGUAGUGAGCAUGCUUUGAAAUUUAACUUCGAUGCAACUAGUAACAUGGCUGAGUAUGAAGCUCUGCUACUUAGUUUGCAACUAGCAUUGGAGUGGAAAGUCAUGGCCAUAAGAGUUUACAAUGACUCGCAGCUUGUGGUUAAUCAAGUCAACUCAGUUUGUGAGGUUGUUGAUCUUGUCAUGAUGAAGUAUGUAGCCCUGGUGGCUGAGCUGAAGUAUGAACUAAGCUUCAUGAAGCCAAGAAUGAUGGAGAUUAGCACAGACCCCACUAUGUCGAGCUGGAUAGAUCCAAUUGUCUCUUUUCUACGAGACAAGUCAGUGCCUGAAGAUAAGCAAGAAGAGAUGAGGUUGAGGAAGAAAGCGUCUCAAUAUACACUCGUUGAUGGGGUCCUCUAUAAGAGAUCUUUCUCACUCCCUCUCCUACGAUGCCUGAAUCCUUAUGAAGCUGAGUACGCACUUUGGGAAGUGCAUGAAGGUGUGUGUGGAAGCCAUAUUGGUGCUAGAACUUUGGCUCACAAAGUCCUCAGACAAGGAUAUUACUGGCCGAAUAUAUAUGGAAUCCCGAAUCAGAUUGUAGCUUAUAAUGGUACUCAGUUUAACUACUCUUCCUUCAAAGAUUUCUACUUCAGUUACGGGAUCAAACUACAGUUUACCUCAAUAUACCAUCUGGAGUCUAAUGGUGAAACACCUUACCACCUGGCCUUUGGUUCUGAAGCAGUCAUUCCUAUUGAAAUAGGAGUCCCAAGCUUUUGGGUCACCCAUUUCGAUGAAGGACGAAAUGGACAACUACUUCGAGAGAACCUUGACCUGCUUACCGAGGUCAGAGAAGAAGCACGACUUCGAACUCUAGUAUAUAAGCAGAAAUUAGCUAACUUCUACAAUAAACGAGUUGACCCUUGAACAUUCAAAGUAAGAGAUCUUGUUCUCAGAAAGGCUGAUCUAACAGGGUUCGAAACUUGUUUUGGCAAAUUAGCCUCGAAUUGGGAAGGCCUUUACACAGUGGCCAAGGUGCCACAUCCUGGUGCCUAUAUCUGUUGACGACCACUUAAAAUGGGAUUAAGUGUGAAAAUAUAAAAAGAAGGGAGUC
Messenger RNA from Rubroshorea leprosula, 3238 nucleotides. The record is from the annotation of a GenBank genome assembly. NCBI's taxonomy places the organism in Eukaryota, Viridiplantae, Streptophyta, Magnoliopsida, Malvales, Dipterocarpaceae.